Molecule: messenger RNA, 944 nt
Organism: Sorghum bicolor (sorghum)
Lineage: Eukaryota; Viridiplantae; Streptophyta; Magnoliopsida; Poales; Poaceae
Product: DNA polymerase delta subunit 4
Exons: 3
Coding region: 290-685 (131 amino acids)
Biological process (GO): DNA synthesis involved in DNA repair; DNA-templated DNA replication
Cellular component (GO): delta DNA polymerase complex
Molecular function (GO): DNA-directed DNA polymerase activity
Source: RefSeq, a predicted model, not a curated record
GGCUCCUAGCGCAGCGCCGACGCUCAUCUCCCUCGCAGCGCCGCUCAGGCUCUGUCCCUCGGCGCAGAUCUUCUGCUCCUCCCCCACUCGCGCUCAGGCUCGGUGCCAAGGAUCGGAUCUUCCGCGCGUCGGCGGCUCCCCCUCGGCGGCGUCCAGCGACGGAGGGGCAGUCCCAGGCUCGGCGGCGGCGUCGGCGGCUCCCCCCACCUUCUGUCGCCAGUCGCCUCGCGCCCUCGCCUGCGUCCUCCGCGCACCGGCCGACGACCCUGCGACUGAAGAAUAGAGAAACAUGUCGUCUGGUGGUGUGAAAGAUUUUUACCGGCAGAAAAAGAAAGGAGGUGUGACCAAGGCAGCAGCAUCUUCGAAGAAGAAGACACAGCAGUACACUGGUGGGGCCUCUGUUGGCGCCCCAGAUACUGCUCAGACAUCAGCUCUAGUUUCUCAUGGCUCCUGGGAUCUCAAAGAUGAUUUUGGUGAUCAAGAAGAGCAGCUGCGUCAGUUUGACAUGGACAUGAAAUUUGGCCCAUGCAUUGGUGUUACUCGGCUUCAGCGCUGGGAGCGAGCCUCAGCCAUGGGCCUCCAUCCACCAGCUCAUCUCCGGGACCUCUUACUGCAUGCGCCAUCAACAAAGAAUCGCAGUGACGGUAGUCCCUCUGUUGAGUGCCUUUGGGAGGGUAAUGUCUAGAAGAAAUACCUAAUAUGAUAAGCACUCAGCUCGCCUUUUUCAUAGUAACUGGUUCCAUCUUCUCCUAUCAACCUAAAUCCCCCGCCACACUAAACAUCGACCCCCAGAUCACUUCUCUCUACUUCAAGCAGUUAACUGAAGGCACCUGCACAUGCAACCUCUUGUUGCUGUAUGUUGGCACAUGUUUGUUUCUCUUGCACAUGUUUGGUAAUAACAGUAUACAUAGAUAGCUACAUGUCCGUAUGAUGGCACUUCUUGC